This is a messenger RNA of Ylistrum balloti, 1569 nucleotides long. Its product is annotated as MAM and LDL-receptor class A domain-containing protein 1-like. The transcript has 7 exons. The coding region runs from base 1 to 1569 and encodes 522 amino acids. Lineage: Eukaryota; Metazoa; Mollusca; Bivalvia; Pectinida; Pectinidae. The record is from RefSeq and is a predicted model, not a curated record. Gene Ontology annotation, cellular component: membrane.
AUGGCGAACCUCCAAUAUGUCGCGUUAAUAUUGUUACUCACUUUAAAUGUAGCCCAUUCGGCCUUCACACCAGGAUGUAGUUUUUAUAACGGUCAGUGUGUUUACAACGUUAAACUUGGACAAGAGGGUCAGUGCAACUCCGUCCAACAAGCGGCUAGUGCAGCUCCAAGUGGCAGUGGUCAUCUGAAUGGUGGAGAAUGCACAUGUAAUGAUGUCACACUUGCUAAGAAUGACCUUGUAACACUUCAGGGGACGGUGAAUCAGCUGCAGCAUGCGGUAGACCAGCUCUUCAAACAACUCAAUUUGACAAAGACUGAACUUGCACAGACUAACCAACAGGUGGCAACGGAAACUGCUGGCAACGCCGAUCUGCUAUCCACACUCCACCUCAAGGAGCUCGCCCUGAACCAGACUGACCAUGAACUGGCUAGUGUACUUAACACAGCGGGGACGGAAAUAAAAAAUCUGAGAGAACAGCUCCAGAACGCUACUCGGGAUCUGAAUGUAUGUCAGGGAGUAGUCAACCCCGGCAGCCAAUCCUCAGUACCAGCACUUACUGGAGAUUACGCCACCUUCUACUGUCCAUUCCAAGACAGUCACAUGUGCGGUUUCAAUCACGAAUCUGGCGACGAUGGUAACUGGUUAUUUAACAAAGCUGCCCAUUCUGGCACUGGCCCAGAGGCGGACCAUACAUAUGGAACACCAUCAGGUUAUUACAUGUUGAUGGACGCCAAAACUCUUGGAGGUUCUUCUUCCGGUCACACACGCAUUUUCCGCUUAGACUCGCCAUCGAUGAAAUCAUCCCAAAAUUACUGCAUCAAGUUCUGGUACAAUAUGUACGGAAGUGAUGUGCAAAACUUAAAUGUAUACGCAAAGAUACAUAACGGAUUGGGAAACCCUAUAUUCACCAGAAACGGAAAUCAAGGACUUGAGUGGCAUUUGGCGGAAAUUGACCUCAACGACGAGUACACAAGAAACGAUUUCUCUAUCGUCUUUGAAGCUACGACGAAUGCCUACAAAUCCUAUACAUACAGCUCCAGCGGCGGAAGUCACUAUGUCUACCAUAACCAAUACGGCAACAUCGCCAUUGACGACUUUUACGCUUAUAAUACUACGUGCAGCAGCAUUCCAAAUUGUCCGCCCGGCUCAUACAAACGGACGGUUGGCAACGUGACAUCAUGUUUGAGCUUCCAUUCAGCGCCCUUAUCUUGGUUCAAAGCCAAUGAAGAUUGCAAGAAGGAAUCGGCCCAUGGACAUUUGAUGACAAUUCCAAAUGGACAAACCCAGAACUAUCUCCUUCAUCUCAUCAAUAAUGAUAUAGGUCUAAUGGCAGCCGGUCAGUCCGGUUACUAUAUUUCCGCCUCAGACGAGUGGAGUGAGGGCUCAUUUGUUUGGACAGACACCGGCACUCCGUACCGAGUUAACUACACUAGCUGGCACACUGGCCAACCUAACAAUGUCGCAAGUAAUCAAGAUUGUGUUCUUCUCGAAUACCCCUCUGCUGACUACGAAUGGGGUGAUGUUGACUGCCGAACCAAACACCCCUACAUCUGUGAAAUCGAAUUUUAG